UGUUCCAGUUCACUAUGAGACAAGAAUGGCCUGUGGGCUCGUCAAGGGCCAUGCCUACUCUGUCACUGGGCUGGAGGAGACCCUGUUCAAGGAUGAGAAAGUGAAGUUGGUGCGGCUGCGGAAUCCCUGGGGCCAGGUGGAGUGGACCGGCUCCUGGAGUGACGGCUGGAAGGACUGGAGCUUUGUGGACAAAGACGAGAAGGCCCGUCUGCAGCACCAGGUCACUGAGUGUGGAGAGUUCUGGAUGUCAUAUGACGAUUUCAUCUACCAUUUCACGAAGCUGGAGAUCUGCAACCUCACAGCCGAUGCCCUGGAGUCCGACAAGCUUCAGACCUGGACGGUGUCCGUGAAUGAGGGCCGCUGGGUGAGGGGCUGCUCCGCUGGAGGCUGCCGCAACUUCCCAGACACUUUCUGGACCAACCCCCAGUACCGUCUGAAGCUCCUGGAGGAGGACGAUGACCCUGAUGACUCUGAGGUGAUCUGCAGCUUCCUGGUGGCCCUGAUGCAGAAGAACCGGCGGAAGGACCGGAAGCUGGGGGCCAACCUCUUCACCAUCGGCUUCGCCAUCUACGAGGUUCCCAAAGAGAUGCACGGGAACAAGCAGCACCUGCAGAAGGACUUCUUCCUGUACAACGCCUCCAAGGCCAGGAGCAAAACCUACAUCAACAUGCGGGAGGUGUCCGAGCGCUUCCGCCUGCCUCCCAGCGAGUACGUCAUCGUGCCCUCCACCUACGAGCCCCACCAGGAGGGGGAAUUCAUUCUCCGGGUCUUCUCUGAAAAGAGGAACCUCUCUGAGGAAGCUGAAAAUACAAUCUCCGUGGAUCGGCCAGUGCCACGGCCUGGCAACACUGACCAGGAAAGUGAGGAACAGGAGCAAUUCCGGAACAUUUUCAGGCAGAUAGCGGGUGAUGACAUGGAGAUCUGUGCAGAUGAGCUCAAGAAUAUCCUCAACAAUGUUGUGAAUAAACAUAAGGACCUGAAGACACAAGGGUUCACACUGGAGUCCUGCCGCAGCAUGAUUGCGCUCAUGGAUACGGAUGGCUCUGGGAGACUGAACCUGCAAGAGUUCCAUCACCUCUGGAAGAAGAUUAAAGCCUGGCAGAAAAUUUUCAAACGCUAUGACACAGACCAAUCCGGCACCAUCAACAGCUAUGAGAUGCGAAAUGCAGUCAAUGAUGCAGGCUUCCACCUCAACAGCCAGCUCUAUGACAUCAUUACCAUGAGAUACGCAGACAAACACAUGAACAUUGACUUCGACAGUUUCAUCUGCUGCUUUGUCAGGAUGGAGGGCAUGUUCAGAGCUUUUCAUGCAUUUGACAAGGAUGGAGACGGUAUCAUCAAACUCAACGUUCUAGAGUGGCUGCAGCUCACCAUGUAUUCCUGAACCAAGCUGGCCUCCGCCGAGGCCAUGCAGGAUCGCCCAGGAUUUCGAUUUCCCCCAAUAUAGCUAGAGCCACUUAUCUGAAAAAGACACGGUAGCUACACCCCCAACAGACCUCCAGGCACCUCAUCGGUCUUGUUCCUCCUCUACGUCACUCCCCACUUGGCCUCAGGACAUCUGUCCAUCUGUCAUGCCUAGACUGACCCUUUAGUUAAGGAAUGAGGAAGGGAGAACACUUUUGUCCCUUUGCCAUAUGGAGGCAAGUGUCUGUCUGCCUCAGCUAGCUGUAGCCCAGAUGAGAGCUUCGCUUGGAAUCUGAGCAGCCUCGAGUCUAAAGCAAAUGCUCUCCGUAGCUUGCCCUACGCUGUUCACAGAGCAUUUGCCAAUGGCACUCAGUGCUUCCUGUGCUAGAGCCCUCUGUCGCCUUUAUGUUCUCCCACCCAUGGGACAAUAAUCAAACUAGCACUUGCUUCUGUUCGACUGUUUCAGGAUGGGCCUGCUCGGGAGUCAACUAGCUCAGUGAAAGAGGGCUGGGUACUUGGGAUUGUCUGACUCAGAAGAUUGGCUGCCUUCUGAAAAAAGUUGGUUUAAAUAAAGGCAUGUGUAUAGCUGUUC
Molecule: messenger RNA, 1996 nt
Organism: Hipposideros armiger (great roundleaf bat)
Lineage: Eukaryota; Metazoa; Chordata; Mammalia; Chiroptera; Hipposideridae
Gene: CAPN3
Product: calpain 3
Exons: 16
Coding region: 26-1384 (452 amino acids)
Biological process (GO): negative regulation of apoptotic process; proteolysis
Cellular component (GO): cytoplasm
Molecular function (GO): calcium-dependent cysteine-type endopeptidase activity; calcium ion binding
Source: RefSeq, a predicted model, not a curated record